This is a messenger RNA of Cannabis sativa, 450 nucleotides long. RefSeq names its product protein IQ-DOMAIN 6. The transcript is spliced from 2 exons. Bases 1 to 450 code for a protein of 149 amino acids. Gene Ontology annotation, molecular function: protein binding. NCBI's taxonomy places the organism in Eukaryota, Viridiplantae, Streptophyta, Magnoliopsida, Rosales, Cannabaceae. The record is from RefSeq and is a predicted model, not a curated record.
AUGGCUAGAAGUAGCAAUUGGUUCAAAAGAAUCAGAAGAAAUUUUGUUAAAGGGUCUUCAAAAUCUUCAAGGAACAUCAUUGUUGUUUACUCUCACAUAUCAUCCCAUGAAGAAGAAACCACUCAGCUAAUCUCAGAUGUUGCAGCUUCAAUAACCACACAACAAACACUUCCCCCGCCGCCUUUAACAAAACAAGAUUUGGCUGCAAUCGAAAUCCAAGCACAAUUCCGAGGCCAUCUCGCAAGACGAGCAUUUCGGGCCCUGAGGAGUCUUGUCAAGCUUCAAGCCAUAGUUCGAGGAGGGCAAGUAAGGAAACAAGCGCGCAUAGCUAUGCAUUGUAUGAAUGCCAUGACAAGGCUGCAGGUCAGUGUUCGAGCACGCCAGCUCUUUGCCGGGGAUAGCAGCCUCAGCAACAAUAAUCGGUUAACCUUGCAAAGACAUCUUUUUUAG